Molecule: messenger RNA, 753 nt
Organism: Sabethes cyaneus
Lineage: Eukaryota; Metazoa; Arthropoda; Insecta; Diptera; Culicidae
Exons: 2
Coding region: 1-753 (250 amino acids)
Source: RefSeq, a predicted model, not a curated record
AUGUCAGAGCUCAAGAAGAGCUCAAGAAUUACAGAGCGAAGAAUUACAACAACUAUGCCGAGCUAUUGGCAUACAUACCUUGCAAUUAGAGUUUUUCUCCUGAUUCUGGUUCAGCCAAGCUACGCACAGUUUAAAAUACUUGGCGUUGCAUCGGGUCGUUCCACCAGCGACAACGUCGAAGUUGCACUAGUGCACAUUCGACCUUUGUUGCAGCACCCGACGGAACCGGUCGCGCCAAGAUCAUUUGAAGAUGCACCGAUAUCAAUCGCAAUCAGCACCAGCGAAGCAGUAACGACAGCGGAUACGGCACCGGUCGAGCUUGAAAGCAGUAAAAUCAUUAAGCUCCAAAUUAUGGAUCCUUCAGCGGCUCGCAACAUAUCCACAAGGGAAGGCAAAUUGCAGUACAGUAAUCAUCUCACCGAUAAUGACAUUAUAAACAUCGCUCCAUUGAAACUAUCCUCGAAUCCUGCUACAACAGCGAUUCCUGCGCCAUCCCACCGCAGAAGAGCCACUGGAUCAGUUACACUAACGGGUGACUCAGAGUUGUUCUACAUUCACACGCCUUCCUCGCCGGCACCCUUUAAAAAGCAUUAUCAAACGAAAGAAAAUGAUAUCAUUUCCGAUUUCGUGCUUCAACGCUACAAGCGCCGGAAAUACAAGUCCAAAUGCCGCUGCGAACGAAUCUGGAAUUGUCCGCGGAUUCAGUUGUCCAUUGCGAGAUGUGCACCUGAUUACUUUAUGUGUUGUUUCUAA